AACAACUGUCAAACAAAAUGUCAAAGAAUUAGAAAAAUGUAUAAAAACUUUACAAUUUCUAUUUAUUUAUUAAAUUGUAUCAAAAAAACUAAACAAAAGUUAUAAAAUAAUAACAACAAAAAUACAAAUCAACAAUUACUCCAAUCUCAUAAAGAACUUCCAUCAUUGAACUUAAAAACUACCCCAAAAAUAAAAUGCAAAACAAUAGCGAUUUGUUUACACCAUUGCCAGUGGAAUUGUCCACACCCAAUGGACUCCUCUAUCAAUUCAAUGAAACCUCAGAAAAAUAUCUUAAACAUGAUUUUUAUACUUUUGAAAUGGAUGGUUUUACUGUCCCAGGAAUCGACGAUGACAUUCCACCGCCUAUAGUCGGUUUAAGUCCAAUUCCCGAAGAGACAAGUUGUUCGAUGAUAAUUCACCAUCCACUCGAACCAUUAUUCUCACCCGUCGACCCAACGUCGUCGUUAGCAUUAAUUCCUAAAGUUGUCACACCACCAAAUGCAAAUCAAGAAGAAGGGCAAUCAUUGGCAAUUCCCACGAAAGAUAAACAACUUUCGUGUGAUUUAUGUGAAGAGACUUUCUUCUCAACUCAAGCCCUUCGUUUGCAUCGACGCGUUCAACAUAUUUCCACUAAAGAAUUCCGUUGUCGCAAAUGUCCAGCUUCUUAUAACUUUGAAUCGAAUUUGCUACUGCAUCUGGCAUCGCAUGUUCCAAGUGUUAGUACGAUUAAACAAUGUCCUCAGUGUAAUAUGGUUUUUAAGCGCAUAUCGAGUUUUAAAGGUCACUUGAAAACCCAUCAAUCUAGCGACAGAUUCAAGUGUAAUCGUUGUGACAAGGAAUUCGAAUUGAAAGGUUACUAUGAAAAGCAUAUAACGAAAGAUCAUAAACCAGAUGUUGAUGGAACUAUUGAGGAAAUUCUAUUUAAAGUGGCAAAUAAUACAAAAUGUCGAAGACCAUCAAAGUUAAUCAAUGGAAAAUACAGCUGUCAAUAUUGUGGGAAGAAAUUCACUAAACCUUGUCUCUUAAAGCGACAUGAAGUUUGUCACACGGGUACAAAGCCAUUUCAAUGUAGCCAGUGUGAUCAGGGAUUUACACAAAAAUCAUCUCUGGACAGACAUAUGCUUUUGCAUCAGGGUGUUAAGGAUUUUAAAUGUCCAAUGUGCAGUUAUAGCUUUACCCAAAAGAACAAUCUAAUAGUCCACAUCCAGAGAACCCAUACAAUGAAUGCCGACGCCGACAAUAUGUUUGCUUGUGAAUUCUGUCCCUGUGUAUUCACAAAACUAAGUAGUGUCAAUCGUCAUCGAGCAAUGAUACAUCCAGACAAGGAGAAUUGCUCUGGGCAAGAUGGUUGCUUUCAAAAUAAUGACGAUGAAGAUGAUGAUAGUGUGAAUGUUGCCAGGGUUAUGGAACAACUAAAAAGUUUCCAAGAAUCAAUGGGAAUUAUGGAUAUGAAACCAGCUGCCUUAGAAUUGUCACUUAUGAAACCACCAUCGCCUGGACCGAUAGUCAAUACGGUCACCAUUGUCGACACAAUAAAUCCGAAGAAAGAAAAGACAUUCAAAACUGCCAAAGAAAUCAUUUACAAGGGAGAACGGACGAUUGCUUGUGUGUAUUGUGAUAAACCAUUCAAGAGGCAAUAUGAUCUUUUAAGACAUCAUCGAACUCACACCAAGGAAAAGCCAUUUACAUGUAAUAUCUGCAAUAAAGGUUUCUCAACAAAUAGUGGCCUUAAAAUCCACCUCAACACACACAUUUCAUCCGAUGAAAAGCCAGUUAGGGCUUAUAAAUGUGCAUUUGAUGAAUGUCAUAAGCGAUUUGCAUCAUUACGAGCUUUAGAUAUUCACACCAAGACCCAUACAAAUUCCAUUUCAUAUAUUUGUCCAGUUUGUUCGAAAAUCUUCACCUCCAAAGCUGGUUUAUCCGCACACAAGCACAUCACAAAAGAUCAAGAAUUCGAUAGUGUUCGUGAGUUUUUAAAAUCUCCCGUGCAAAUUGAACCAAAAAAUCCAGCCGAGGAAGCUUCUCGAGCCGAAGAGUAUUUGAAAAGAAUUCAUCAGUGUUUUGUGUGUGGUUUGAAGAUGCAAAAAUUAUCCCAUCUUCGACAGCAUGAAGCUACCCAUACUGGAGAGAAACCCUAUCAGUGUGAGAUUUGUUUUAGAACCUACACGACGCAAAGUUCCCUUAAUCUUCAUUUGAAAAUUCACACAUCUCAAAAGACUCACAUCUGCCAAGUGUGCAAUGCAAAGUUCUUCACACAAUCUUUGCUAAUGCGACACAUGAUCUCUCAUAGUAAUGAGCGAAACUUUGCUUGUCCGUACUGCGAUGAGCGAUUUAAAACCAACGACAAUUGUAAGACGCAUAUUUUAACCCAUGCCAGGAGUUUGCUGGCUAGUCCUGAUCCUCCUCCUCCUGAGCCAUCGUUCAAUCGAGAAUAUUUUAUCGAAUCUGAAGAAAUUACACUAAACAAUUCCAUAACUCAGAAAUAUGUUGCAAUUGUUGAGAGUUCUGAGAAGAAUCUUUCGCCGAAAUUCCUUCAACUUGAAUUGGUUAAAAAUUGCAAAAAGCAUAAACAUAAAAAUUUAACCAUCGAAACUGUGACAACCAAGACAAUUUCACCAAAGAAAUCAUCAUCAUCAAAGAAAUCCUUAGCACGAUCGGUUAGACAGAUAAGUCAGAGUGGACACAAAUGCACUGAAUGUGGAAAAGUAUUCUUAAAAGCCAACGAUUUGGAACGACACAUUCGGACUCAUACUAAAGAAAAACCAUAUCAGUGUAGCACCUGCUCCAGGCAGUUUGCUUUAAUGUCUACUUUGGUGAAUCAUAUGAAGACGCAUGAUGCUGAACGAGAAACUUUUGAUUGUCAGGUGUGUGGGAAGAAGUAUACAUCGCAAAAAGUGCUGACGGUGCAUUUGAGAAUACAUACGGGUGAGCGACCGUUUCAGUGUGGAGUGUGUAAGAAAACUUUUCGGACUUCUGGACAUAAGAUUUCACAUAUUAAGGCGCAUCAUAAAAAGAAGAGAUAAGAGAUUCUGAUGGUACCUAUUCAAUGGAAAAUGUGAAACUAAUGUGAUCAAAAAGAAAUGUGAUUUACCGUUGAUUUAAAUUCAUAUUAUAAAAUUUAAAUAACCUUAAAA
Episyrphus balteatus (marmalade hoverfly) is the source of this 3134-nucleotide messenger RNA. RefSeq names its product zinc finger protein 236-like. Bases 195 to 3023 code for a protein of 942 amino acids. The record is from RefSeq and is a predicted model, not a curated record. Lineage: Eukaryota; Metazoa; Arthropoda; Insecta; Diptera; Syrphidae. The transcript is spliced from 6 exons.